AUGCAGGGAAAGGGUCGCGCCCCUUUAUUCCCGGAGCCACGUAAGAAUCAGAAGGCCCCUGCUUCUCGGGUUAACAUCCAGAAGCAGAUUACAAAAUAUUUGAAGGCAUCACCAGCAGUUCCUCCAGCCACGCCAACACCCCCCAGCACCUCACAGCCCGUACCGCCAUCGCCGCCGCACGAAGCCCCGCCCUCCCCUACUCCAGCUGCCCAAACUCCGCCGGAAAUAAUUCCUGUGAGCAGCGAGAGAGGAGGCGGAAGCUCUUCCGCCGCGAGACGAGCGACUCCGGAAGGUCCCUCGGACAAGGCCACAGAAGAGGAAAAACAAGUGAACUCCCGAGACUUGGCUGAAGCUCCGGCUAAUGAUGCAGUAACCUUCCCGAAGAACUUUGGGGAUCCGACCAACCUGUGGUCCACUCCCAAGGCCUACUCGCAUAAGUUUUUUCAUAAACUAACGGAGGCAGAGAAGUGGGACCUGGAGCAGGAUCUUCUGAACUCCAUGAUGGACAACGCUUGGGGGAAGGAGGAUGUUGAAUCUUCCGAGAUUCAACUCCACAAAAAGGAAAUGGGUGACUUCUUCGACCAGCUUCUCGUCAAGCGCAAGCUUGAGAGCCUACGCUCCGCCUACCAGAAUCUGGAGACCGAGCUGGCGGAGGCGAACAAAAAACGAGAGCGGGCGGAGAAACAGCUGAAAGAUAAAAAUUCUGAGCUCCUUCAGAAAGAAGCGGACUUUGUUCAGAAGCGCCAGGUUGAUAGUGACACAAUGCAAAAGCUGCAAAAGGAAGUCAACGGCCUUCGGAACUAUAUGACUAUGGCGGAGAAAGGCUGGGACCUUCUCAACUCCGACGUCAUGGCUGACGAACUCCUCGAGGCGGAAUACGCCAAGGAGCGAGAAGAGGAGGCACGACCUGUUGGAUCCGGCGAUGAAGGCCAAGUCACCUGGACCAGUUCAAAGGACAAGUCUAAGGAUGGCGCCACUUCUCCGACAAAAGGAGCUGAAGAUGAUGAUGAUGAUGAUGAUGAGGACGCCGUUUCGUCUCCGGCUAAGGAAACGGAGGGCGAAAUCGCCCAAACUGAAGAUGGAGCUGGCUCUUCUCCGACUGAGGAGAAGUAA
Molecule: messenger RNA, 1113 nt
Organism: Lolium perenne
Lineage: Eukaryota; Viridiplantae; Streptophyta; Magnoliopsida; Poales; Poaceae
Source: RefSeq, a predicted model, not a curated record